GUCUUCCAUGUUUAAUUUCUUGCCUUGCUCAACUCAAUAAACACAUAUUCUGGUUGGGCCGAAAAAGGUUGAAAAAAAAACAACAAACACGAAACUGUUAUUUAGCAUGUAUUAUUAUUAGAAUGGCUGUCGCCUGACUCCCACAAAAUCCAAAAGACUUGUGUUAUGUUAUUAUUGCGUUUUUUGAGCUGAUCUAUUUUAGCAACAGAGUUUAUUUGUGAAACGAACAGACUUGCUUAGCUAACAAUACAACUCGUUGUCAUUAUUGAUCACAAAACCGGAUUUAAUUUUUACUGUCCUGAUAUAGCUACAGAUGACGAAUAGGACUAUUAGAGUUUUUGUUUUAAAAAUAAAACUAUAGGUUCACCUAUAAACACUAAAACAUAACAUGCAGAAAAGUGAUAGAGAUAGGGACAGAGAUCAUCACAGAACAAGUAUGCCACCAUCCCGAAAACCUGGCUCGUCUUCUCGUGGUCCACACCAUGGAAGAAGCUCCAGUGGAUCUAGCUCUGGUGGUGUUUUAAUGGUUGGACCUAAUUUUAGAGUGGGGCGUAAAAUCGGCUGUGGUAACUUUGGAGAGUUAAGAUUGGGUAAAAAUUUAUACACAAAUGAACACGUUGCAAUAAAACUGGAACCAUUGAAAUCAAGAGCACCACAGUUGCAUCUAGAAUACAGAUUUUACAAAGCACUAGGACAGUCAGAUGGAGUACCACAGGUCUUCUACUUUGGUCCUUGUGGGAAAUACAAUGCUAUGGUCAUGGAAUUGUUGGGACCUAGUCUGGAGGAUUUAUUUGACUUAUGCGAUAGACAAUUUUCCAUGAAGACGGUCUUGAUGAUCGCCAUGCAACUGAUCCGUCGCUUGGAAUACGUACAUUCAAAGCAUAUGAUAUAUAGAGAUAUUAAACCAGAAAAUUUUUUAAUCGGACGUCGACAAAAUGGCACUGAAAAGUUAAUUUUUAUAAUAGACUUUGGUUUAGCAAAGGAAUAUAUAGACCCCGAAACUAAAAAACAUAUACCUUACCGUGAACACAAAAGUUUGACUGGAACUGCAAGAUACAUGAGCAUAAACACGCAUUUGGGAAAAGAACAAAGUCGUCGAGAUGAUUUAGAAGCCUUAGGACACAUGUUUAUGUACUUCUUGAGAGGUAGUUUACCAUGGCAAGGACUAAAGGCUGAUACGUUAAAGGAAAGAUACCAAAAAAUAGGCGACACAAAACGAUCAACGCCUAUCGAAGUGUUAUGCGAAAGCUUCCCAGAAGAAUGGGCUACAUACUUGAGAUACGUUAGAAGAUUGGAUUUUUUUGAAACACCUGAUUAUGACUACCUGUAUGGACUUUUUCGAAACCUCUAUGAUAAAAAAGGUUACCAUGACAAUGGAGAGUUCGAUUGGACCCACAAGACAAUUCCGACGCCAGUUGAAAAGACUCCCAGCACCAAUCUAAAAAUUCCUGCAAAAACUGAUUUAACGCCUGGUGGUGAACGAGGAAUGUCAGGAUCUGUGGUGGCGGUCAAAGAUCAAACUACUAUAAACGCGAGUAAACCGGAAGUAGAUGUUGUUAGCGAAACGAAAUGCUGUUGUUUCUUCAAGCGCAGAAAGUCAAAUGCCAGGCAUAAAAAGUGACAAAAAUUUCAACUGCUUUUAUCUACGUAAUUUUUUAAAUAAGAACAAAUCAAGCAAGAUUGUUUUUGCUUGGGUUAUCGAGUCACAAUUGUCAGUACAUGAUCUGUACAGUAGAGACUUCGGAUGUGAAUAGAUCGUUACAGAAAAUCGUUCUGUUUUGAUACGCCGAUAGACAAUGUAGAUGGGUUGGCGAUUUGUUUGGCUUCGUCCAAUGGGAAAAGCGAUUUAUCAGGCGUUGUCCAAUCAGAUAACAGAUUAGGCAGGCUUCGUCCAACAACAAAAGCGAUUUAUCAAGUUUCUACCAAUCAGAAAAGCGUUGUAUCAGGCUUCGUCCAAUAGGAAAAGGGAUUUAGCAAGUUUUCACCAAUCAGUAAAGCGAUUUGACUUUUUUAUUCUGGUUUUCACACGUACACCUCAGGAGUUAAUAUAUUUUUAGUUGACGCUACAAGCACUUUUAGGCCAUCGGGUUUUGUUUCUUCGUGCGAAGACUUACUCUUCUAAUCUAACUUUUGUUUUUCACACAACAAACCAUCACUGUCUCGUUGCGUCACAAACAAAUUUACCUCUGACGUUCAUGCUCAGAUGUUUAAACUUUUAAAAAGUUGAGGUCCAUUUUUUAUAUAUUUAGGAGUUACCAUUCGGCAGAACUUUUCGGAAACUUCUACAACGUCACACCAGUUGUUUUUGGUGCAUCAGAAUAAUUUCUAAGUAUGUCGAGAGUAUAUUUCCGGGACCAUAAACACUUCGUUUGUUUUUAUCAAGAAUAUUAAACAAACCGGGAAGAUAUUGCCAAUGUUUAAGUGUUUAAUUUAUAUACAUGGAUUUCUCUAUUCAAACAGGUCCUUCGGUUACCGUCAGAUUAUUAAAACUUGUGGUGGAUUAUAUUAUAUAUAGUUACGAAUAUAUUUAAUAUGGCUGUUUAUUGUUGGAUGAUGCCUCGUUUACACUUUAAACGUCGGACCAAAGUGAUAGAAUUUUCGAUUUUUGAUAAAGUAUCGCAUCCGGGUAUCACCUGGGAUACCGGGUAUCACCUGGCGGUAUCGGGUCUUACUAUUCUCAUGUCCCGUAACUAAUACGACAUGUCAGGUGCUCACUUCAGUCCGGCGUCUAAAGAAAUAGUAGGGUAUGAUUGAAUGCAAAUUUUCAUUAUACAUUGUUUUUUUUUUGUCUUUUUAAGUUAUAUAUUUUCGAGACGGAAAGACCUGUUCAAGUAUUUAACUUCAUGUGACAUUCUCAGAACCUUGACAGCCUUUGUGAAUGCGAAACAGUUAAUGUGCGCCCUUUGUUAACAGCGAGCAUGGCGUUUACCUAAGUAUUUUUAUUAAAUAAGUCGUAUUUGAUAGACGUUUCGUACAUCACCAAUAACCUCUGGAGCGUUUACGCCCGCUUUUGUGCUACUAGUACUGUGUUUACGCCCGCUUUUUAUGCCACUGGUACUGUGUAUAUGUAUAGAUAAAUUUUGGGAGUCUGUCAUAACUGCAUUUUAGUUUUGAUUUCUGUGAAGAAACAGUUUUAAUUUGUCAAUUUAAAA
Hydractinia symbiolongicarpus is the source of this 3152-nucleotide messenger RNA. Its product is annotated as casein kinase I-like. The record is from RefSeq and is a predicted model, not a curated record. Gene Ontology annotation, biological process: positive regulation of canonical Wnt signaling pathway; endocytosis; signal transduction. Gene Ontology annotation, cellular component: cytoplasm; plasma membrane; nucleus. The transcript has 10 exons. The coding region runs from base 389 to 1621 and encodes 410 amino acids. NCBI's taxonomy places the organism in Eukaryota, Metazoa, Cnidaria, Hydrozoa, Anthoathecata, Hydractiniidae. Gene Ontology annotation, molecular function: protein serine/threonine kinase activity; ATP binding.